AUGCUAGACACAGCCAGCAAUGGGAACUUCCUCAAUCAGGAUGUGGAAGAUGGCUGGAAGCUAGUGGAGAACAUCGCCCUCUCAACAGAAAGAUAUGGAGACAAUUAUGUAGCACUGACUGGAGCUCGACCGCUCACUCGAUCAGGAUAUCAAACAAGAAGGGGAGGAGAAACACCAUACAAACACCACUCCAACCACAAGGAAGACCAUCUAUGGUCACACAUUUUACCAGGCACCUGUGGCUUACCAAAUAACUCCACACAGAUCCAACCAGCAAGGGCACCUUCCAAGUUUCCCACCAGGAUUCCCACCAAUGCCAUACCCAACUACACAGAGCCAAGAUUGGGAUAUGAAGGAUAUGCUCCAACAACUCCUUCAAGGGCAAGCCAAAGAGUAUGCUCAAGCUGUUACACUGAGAAGUGGGCGACAGUUUCCAAGCAGGGUAGCCCACCCCAAAUCGCUGUGGACAUCGAUGACGAGGAAGGGGAGGAUUUGGUCGAGUAUGACGAUAUUCCGGCACCGAACUCGAUCGAGCUGGAACAAAACCCUGAACCAGAACUCGAUCGAGCUGAAGAAACCGAGACUCAGAAAGACAAACCAGAGCUCGAUCGAGCCGAGAAGAGAACAGACAAAGCAAGCUCCAGCCAACCAGCUAAACCUGUUGCAAAGAAGAAAGACACUCCAUCAGGACCACCACCAUACAAACCCCCUCUACCCUUUCCAGGAAGGUUCAAGAAACAACUGUUGGAAGCACACAAGGCCAAGUUUGAUGAACUAAUGAGACACUUGAGCUGA
This is a messenger RNA of Microthlaspi erraticum, 795 nucleotides long. Lineage: Eukaryota; Viridiplantae; Streptophyta; Magnoliopsida; Brassicales; Brassicaceae. The record is from the annotation of a GenBank genome assembly.